This is a messenger RNA of Clavispora lusitaniae ATCC 42720, 1437 nucleotides long. RefSeq names its product alpha,alpha-trehalose-phosphate synthase (UDP-forming) TPS1 (gene TPS1). Lineage: Eukaryota; Fungi; Ascomycota; Pichiomycetes; Serinales; Metschnikowiaceae. The record is from RefSeq and is a predicted model, not a curated record. Gene Ontology annotation, molecular function: trehalose-phosphatase activity; alpha,alpha-trehalose-phosphate synthase (UDP-forming) activity. Gene Ontology annotation, cellular component: cytosol; alpha,alpha-trehalose-phosphate synthase complex (UDP-forming). Gene Ontology annotation, biological process: trehalose biosynthetic process; cellular response to heat.
AUGUCUCAGGGCAAAGUUCUCGUUGUUUCAAAUCGGUUACCAGUAACAAUCACCAAAAAGGAUGAUGGGUCGUACGAUUACUCCAUGUCUUCCGGAGGCUUGGUGACUGCUCUUCAAGGCUUGAAGAAGUCCACAGAAUUCCAGUGGCUUGGAUGGCCCGGCUUGGAGAUUCCAGAGGCUGAACAAGAAACAAUGAACAAGGAUCUUAUGGACAAGUUCAAAUGUACUGCCAUCUUCUUGAGCGACACCAUUGCGGAUUUGCACUACAAUGGGUUUUCCAAUAGCAUAUUAUGGCCCUUGUUCCACUACCAUCCGGGCGAAAUGAAUUUUGACGAAAAUGCAUGGGCCGCAUACAUUGAAGCCAAUCGUAAAUUUGCAUCCAAAGUUGCGUCGCAGGUCGAAGACAAUGAUAUGGUUUGGGUUCAUGACUACCACUUGAUGUUGUUGCCCCAGAUGUUGAGAGAGAUCUUGGGAAACUCGAAAAAGAAUGUGCGUAUUGGCUUUUUCCUCCAUACACCAUUCCCCUCUUCGGAGAUCUACCGUAUCUUGCCCGUGAGAAAAGAAAUCUUGGUCGGUGUUUUGAGCUGUGAUUUGAUCGGUUUCCAUACCUACGACUAUGCAAGACAUUUCUUAUCCUCUGUGGCACGCAUUGUGUCAGAUGUGAAAACAGUUCCAAACGGUAUUGAGUACCAAGGUCGUUCUAUCAGUAUUGGCGCUUUCCCCAUUGGCAUUGAUGUCGACAAGUUCACAGAGGGCGUGAAAAAACCCAAUGCUGUUGAGCGCAUUAAGCAAUUGAAGCAAAAAUUCAAGGACGUGAAGGUUAUUGUUGGUGUCGAUAGACUAGACUAUAUCAAGGGAGUGCCUCAAAAAUUGCAUGCGUUUGAGGUUUUCUUGCAAGAGAACCCUGAAUGGAUCGGCAAGGUUGUUUUAGUUCAAGUGGCGGUGCCAUCGAGAGGUGAUGUUGAGGAGUAUCAAAACUUGCGUGCUACUGUCAAUGAGCUUGUCGGUAGGAUCAACGGACAGUUUGGUACGGUGGAAUUUGUGCCUAUUCAUUAUCUACACAAGUCCAUCCCAUUUGAGGAGCUUAUAAGUUUGUACCACAUUUCUGAUGUGUGCUUGGUGAGUUCCACAAGAGAUGGUAUGAACUUGGUGAGCUAUGAGUACAUUGCUUGUCAGGAGGAAAAGAAGGGGCUGCUCAUUUUGUCUGAGUUCGCUGGCGCAGCUCAGUCGUUGAACGGAGCUAUUAUUGUCAAUCCCUGGAACAUUGAGGAGUUGAGUGAAGCUAUCAAAGAAGGCUUGACUUUACCUGAGGAGAAGAAAGCGCUCAACUUUAAAAAGUUGUUUGACUACAUUUCCAAGUAUACUUCGGGCCAGUGGGGAGAAACAUUUGUCAAGGAGUUGUACAAGUGCAAUAGCGAUGAGAAUACAUCCAAAUAG